Alligator sinensis (Chinese alligator) is the source of this 1397-nucleotide messenger RNA. RefSeq names its product matrix Gla protein-like. The transcript has 4 exons. The record is from RefSeq and is a predicted model, not a curated record. Gene Ontology annotation, cellular component: extracellular region. Lineage: Eukaryota; Metazoa; Chordata; Crocodylia; Alligatoridae. Gene Ontology annotation, molecular function: calcium ion binding. The coding region runs from base 161 to 466 and encodes 101 amino acids.
GGAACUGGGAUGCAAGGUUUAAGGGCCUCUAGCCAGACCUCUGAUCUCUCCAGAUGAUCACAGGAUAUAAACUGCAGCCGAGAGGCAAGCUCUAGAGAAGCUUCAGAACUCUCCAAAAGAAGCUCUGGGACUGUGAAAAAUAUAUCAUCCAAAAAAGGGGAUGAGGAAAUUUUUGGUGUUACUAAUCCUGACCCUGACCUUGGUAGCCCUUUGCUGUUGUGAGAGAGAUCUAGAACACUCCUUGGAAUCACACAGUGUGGAAAAUAUCAAGAUAGGAAAAGAAACUGCUAAUGCCUUUGUAAGGAGGCAGAAGAGGGCCUCCUCCUACUAUGAAUGGUACCUUGAAAACUACAAGUCCCCAGCGGAGCAGAGGCGUGAGCAGUGUGAAGAAUAUUUACCUUGUAGAUAUCACUCCAGGCAAAUGAGAUACCGUUUCGACUAUCGCCAUUAUAGUGAAGAGUACUGAAGAUGCGAUUGUCCCCUCCCUCACCUAAGUAGGGUCGAGUUUAAUUCCUAUAAGGAUGUGGGUUGUGGGAGGGAAGGAAAGAAAAGGGAAAGGUAGACUGGGCCAACCUCAAUUGUGUGCAUCAGCAAUGAGAGCACAAAGGCAAUAUUUAUCCCGAUUUUCAAUUUUCUAGUCAUGGAUUCUUCAGCAUUAACUGUGCAGCUUUCACCAUGGACAUUUUCCUCCUGUGGUCUCCAUGGUAUUUUAAACUUCCUCAGUGAAGUGUGAUAGCCUGUUUUAUUUACCUGCCAACAAACCUCCAGAGCAAGUGUAGGAAGAGGAUAUUCUUCUGAAGAAGGAUUUGGUGCUCAUUCUGAGCAUGUAUUAUUUGGAAACAGAUGAGCACCAGCAGCAUUGGUAGUUCCGUUGAGAUAAGCACCUUCAUUUAUAUGCUUCACUGAAUUUUUUGGAUCUGAAAGGAAGUGGGGUACGGUCGUGGUAAUUUCUGGUUCUUAUGGUACAACUUGUUUUUGGUCUGUCUGAAAAUAGCCAGAUGGAAAGCCUUUCUUCAUAGUUUAUUUGACUCUUAAGUUUCUAGUCCCGGCUGAGAAAAACGCAGAGAAAGGCAAAAACGGAACGAAAAAUUAAUAGAACUUUUAAAAACCUAAAACAAAUUAAGGUGGGGUUGAAGUUGUGUCAAUGCUUGGUUUACAUAUCCUCUUUCUUCUAUGCAAAUUCCUUCAAAUAUCUUUUAUGAGUAUUAUGCAUUAUCAACUUUCAGAAGCCUCUCUUGUAUCAUCAUAUAUCAUAUGUCAUAUUCUGUGAGGAAGAAAUGAGUAUCUUCAUAGAGGCAAGCUUCAAGAGACUGGAAACAAGUGAUUUCUUUUCAUUUGCAUGAUGGCUGGUGAAGUCAUCCCCAGUUGCUGACUGUAAUAAAUGUGGGUUAUGUAAA